UUGUUUGUUAAUCAGCGUGAACAGAGUUGGACAGAAGUUUCCAGAGUUUACUGUGGAAAUAAAAGUGUUAGUUAUAAUCGCACAGCUCCGCCUUUUCCUUUAAAAACCUCGCAUUUAUGACACCUCUCUCCUUUUCCUACGUAAUGUAACCCAGUCAAACCUUUAAAUAACCGAAGGCACGACAUCUCCUCUGUAAUUAACGCGCAGUGGUGCGCUUUAAACUGAAGCCGCACGUCCGAGCGCACUUACACAGAACUCGAGUUCACCCGUCCCAUUUCCUGGAUGAGGUUCCUGAGGGAGGAUCCAGAGAGGCAGGCAUGGGAAAGUUCUCCCCACUUUUUCCGAUUACAUCGAUUCUUUUUAAAGAAAGCAGGCAAACUCAAAGCGACUGCAGACCGCUACUGCAGGCAGCGGAGGGUGACACACGGGAGUCCACAGUCAGUGCUGCUGAGGCCGGGAAGGAGACAGAGAAAGGAGCAGAGGAUGUCCAGAGCUGACUGGUCCUUCCUGGAGCACCUGCUGGAGGAGGGACAGGAGUAUUCGACAGCCAUUGGCCGCGUCUGGCUUACUGUGCUCUUCCUGUUUCGCAUCCUGGUACUGGGAACUGCUGCUGAAUCUGCCUGGGACGACGAGCAAGCAGACUUUGUCUGCAACACGAAACAGCCUGGCUGCCCUGCUGUGUGCUACGACAGAGCCUUCCCCAUCUCACACUUUCGCUACUUUGUCCUCCAGAUCAUCUUUGUCUCCACACCGACUAUCUUCUACUUUGGAUAUGUGGCUGUACGGGCUGUGAAGGACACAAAUGGAGAGGAGAAUGAGAGGCAGGCAGAAGAAGGUGGUGGUGGGAGUAAGAGAGGAGGAAUUGAGAUAGAGAGAGACAAUAAGUAUGUUACUAAAAAUGAUGAGAAGGAGAAACAAGAGGAUGGUGGAAAAGGCAGAAGAGUUGACAAGGCUCCUCCUGAGCCUCCUAAACUGAAAGGCAGGCUGCUGUGUGCAUACGCUUUCAGCAUCCUGGUAAAAGUCCUCCUAGAAGCCGGUUUCAUGGCCGGGCUGUGGAUCCUUUAUGAUGGCCUCUUCAUUGCAGCAAAGUUUGAGUGCCAGGGGUUCCCUUGUCCUCACACGGUGGACUGCUUUGUCUCUCGUCCCACGGAGAAGACCAUCUUCACCAUCUACACUCAGGUGAUCGCCGCCAUCUCCCUGCUCCUCAACCUCAUCGAGCUCCUCCACCUCCUUCAGCUUGCCAUCUCCCAGCGGCUGGAGAAGCACUACCGCAAGGAGCAGGAAGACUACCUACCUCCGGUAAAAGUGGUAGCAGCGCCAGAGGAGGAGCCAGAAAGUCAAGCAGGGGCGUUUCCGCACAAAGCAGCGAGCCACGUUGAUCUUCCCGUGCAGGCUGCAUGCCACGCUAACCCCUGCGAGAGCUACAGGGAUCUGGAAAUAGAGGUGAACUCGGGACCUGGGGAGGCUGUGAAUGACGUGCUUCCGAGUUAUGUGAACUGCAUGGGGGCUAUGAGGACGACACAUUCCCCGAGAGUCCAUUACAAGAAACAGGCACCACAACACACUGGGAAAAACACUAAGAGUGUCCAAAAAGGACACCUAAAGCAGAAACACUAUGUAUGACGCAGUCUGAUGUGGUGUUGAAGGAUUUGUUUGACCCCAGAUUUCUUCCAGUUUCUUCCUACUAUCCUACACAUGACACUCGACUAACUAGAGUGCACGGUGAGAGCUCAAAUUAGAGAGAAACGAGGAAGAACAGCUAUUGCACUGUAAACUGGAUGCCUCGGAGGCAGGCAGACAUUAAAACCCAGAUUUACCAGAUGAAUUGACCUAUUCAAAAAAGCAACAUUUUGAGAACACUCCCCAAGGCAACGAAAAUGGGACUCAACAAUAAAGAAGACACAGUCAUAAGAUGCUUUCACGUUACACUUUAUGGCUUUUAGUCUUGAAUGUGGCAGUGGAAAAAGAAAAUCUGCAAGGCGGGGGGGGGGUUUGUCUGUGGAGGGAUGUUGUGAGUGUGCAGUGGGAGCACAUUUAAGAGUAUUCCUCUGAGAUUUGCACUGUAACCCCUGGAGUUCUCUGAAACCUCCUCCCUCUCUCCAGGCCUGUGUUCGCACUGAGGAAUGCUCUGGUCUCUGGGUCCUGCUCAGCUCCCCAGAGGAUAAUGGCUGCGUGGAUGUAGGCACGCAUGCAUGCACACACACAAUGUACUACCCCCCCCCCCUUUCAUAAGUUUUGGUCAGUUGGGGUUAUGGUCUGAGAGGGAAGGGGAGCCAAACCAUGAGAAUGCUGGGAUUUUUACAUGUCUUCUCAUUGCCAGUGACCGAACCAUUUCAUCUGUGAGGGAAGAGCGAGAGAGAGUGGAUACUCCAAUGCAAGAGCUGAAUAAUGGAGCACAGACAAGUAGCCAGUUUGAAAAUCAAACCUUUUUGAGAGCCUGGGAGAGAACUCAAGAGAUAAAUAAGUGAUUGAACACUGAAUGGACCGAAAGCGGUACAGAGCUGUGCAGACCUAAAGGUGUACUCUGUGGUUUUGGGGAAGAUUUUAAUCUGAAGAAAAAGAUCUUCACUGAUGCAACAAAAUUAUUAUUAUUUUUUUUUUCAUGACUGAUCACAAUUUCAUACUGUUUUACUUUAUUUGGCAGACCCUGCCACUUUCCAGCUUCAAAAGUUUUGAGAACAGCUUUAUUCAGUUGUGGAAAAAGUUUGUAUUAGGACCUCAUUAAUAUUUUAAAAAUUAAAAUUCUUACAUCCAAAACUACAUAGUGCCCCUUUGAAGAGCAACUUCAAGGUACCAUUUUUACAUAUUAAAGUGUGUUUACAAGUCUUGGCGAGUUCUGCUGCAUAUGGAUAAAGUUAAAUGAAGCCUUUUGUGGCUGCAGAGGAGGCUGCAUUACAUUGCCUCUGGUGACGUCACCCUGUCGCUAAGUUGUAUUGUGGGUAAUGUAGGAACCAAGUUUCGGAGAUCAGCGCAUUUGUUUAGCUUUGCACUUGAAAUCAAUACAUCAGAACCAUAUCACUUUUUUUAUUCCAUGCAUCAUUCUUUGUUUUCAGAACCUGCCGUAUACAUUCCCCACAAUGCAACUCAGUCACUGAGUGAUCACUGGAGGAAAUUUAUCAGGUUGCAUGCAGCUUCCUCUGGAGACACAAAAGGCUUUAUGCUGCUUUUCUUCACACAUGCACUAGCACUCCUCAAGACCUCUUAACACACUUCAAUGUGUGAAAUUGGUGGAGUUACCCUUUAAAUGAAAGGAAAUGACUAACUAUGUGAAAACUGUGUUUAAUGUUUAAUGUCUGUGAAGAAAUACCAGUGCUAAUAUUUAUUAUUUUGUGUAAAAUAAAGUGUACCAUUAAAUAAAUGAUGCACAGUCAAUCACUCAAAUUAAAUUCUGCAUUUUUCACCUUAGACAAAAUACACUGUAGAUGGUAUACAGUGACUAGAUUCCAUACAAGCUGAUGUCUUGCGUACAUGAUGGUUUUAUUCCUCUCCUGUGGAUACAGGGAUGAGAUUUCUCCGUGGGGAAAAUGUCUCUGAAGUGUGCAUUGCCUCUGUGUCCACCCAUACACUCUCUGCUAUCCAAAUACUGUCACAAUACGGAGGCAGUGAAUCACUCAAGAGCAAGCUUUGGGAAUAAUAGAAACACGCAGCUGUGGAGAAGUGGAUGAGCCUUACAGGGUAUCACGAGCAUAACCUCCUUAGGGGGAAAAAAUGGAGAGAAAUAACUUUGAUUUAAUGGCUGUUUUCAAAUCCGCAGCUCUGGCUGUAGAGGGAAGAAAGGCAUCAAUUAUAUGCCAGUAAAAGUUCAUACAAGGUGGAACAGCAUUUUCUAUUUAAUAUCCCCCAGGGAGUCCUCACUGUUAACGCUGUUUUCGCGGAAAGCAAUUGAUAAAAUCCAGAACUCAGCACCUUCCAAGAAGGUGCUCGUCCAGGCUCCGCAUGAAUGUAGCCAUAUGUCUUUUCAGGGCGGCAGCCUCAGCGCUCGGCAACACGGUGCUCAUUUCCAGCAAUUUACAGAACUGUCUCCAUGACGAUAAGAGAUUAUCUAUAGCAGGAAAGGGGGUUUAUGGGAAAUUUAAGUGAGACAGGUUCUCAUAAAACAAACAGCUUGAACCGUGUGAGGCCAAACAAGGACUACAAAAAGCAGCUGUGAAACUGAAAUUAAAAAUACUUUCUUUCUCUCUCUGCAGUUUAAUCAACAUGUUUUAUGAUUUGAUAAUAAUAGGAAGACUCGUUUCUCAGUCCUCAGAGUGGAAUGUGCUUUCAUUGUUGGCAGCCCCUCCCUGUGUCAAGGAUAAACUGGCAGAUAUCGUCAAGAGAACAAUCCAAACAGAGCCUGCUGAAGCUGCCCAGUUCAGUGUCUGUUCACAAGAACUUGGCUGGCAUUCUCAUGCAGUCUUGUUAUCUCAGUCCAGGUGGGUGGGUGCAUGUGUGUGCGCUCGCAUGCAUGUAUCAUGUGUGUGUUUUCACAAAAAGCCAAGGGGUCAUGGAACAGAUUGUGCAGGGGGCGACCUGCAUCAGCCCUGCGCCUGCCAACAAAAGCUGACAGCGGAGCUCGCUUUAGCAUCCAUCUUCCUUAUAUUUGAUCAAGCGAGAGAAGCCCUACACCCUGCUCUGUUCUUUACACAGCGUAAACUCUCACCUCACAUUCAGAGGAGCAGACAUAAACCCUCCAAGACGAACAGAUUCUACACAGUCAUAUCUACUCACCAGAAAAACUGCAGCCAUCCCAGUGAAGCCCCCUAACAGUGCCGAUCAAAGUGAUGUUUUGGCUCCAUGUUCCUCUGUCAGGACAACAGGACAUAAGCAAAUUGCUCUCCCAUUCAUUGGUUUGAUUACCCAUAAUUUACGUCUAGACUUUUUCCCCACACACCGCUUUCAGAGGACAUUCCAAUAAAGCCUUAACAAUGGAGAUAUUUGUUUG
Acanthopagrus latus (yellowfin seabream) is the source of this 4921-nucleotide messenger RNA. It is a transcript of the gene gja4, whose product is annotated as gap junction protein alpha 4. NCBI's taxonomy places the organism in Eukaryota, Metazoa, Chordata, Actinopteri, Spariformes, Sparidae. The record is from RefSeq and is a predicted model, not a curated record. The transcript is spliced from 2 exons. Gene Ontology annotation, cellular component: connexin complex. Gene Ontology annotation, biological process: cell communication. The coding region runs from base 283 to 1623 and encodes 446 amino acids.